Messenger RNA from Amphiprion ocellaris (clown anemonefish), 12691 nucleotides. RefSeq names its product dynein, axonemal, heavy chain 7 (gene dnah7). Gene Ontology annotation, cellular component: dynein complex. Bases 653 to 12622 code for a protein of 3989 amino acids. The record is from RefSeq and is a predicted model, not a curated record. The transcript is spliced from 66 exons. NCBI's taxonomy places the organism in Eukaryota, Metazoa, Chordata, Actinopteri, Pomacentridae. Gene Ontology annotation, biological process: microtubule-based movement. Gene Ontology annotation, molecular function: dynein intermediate chain binding; minus-end-directed microtubule motor activity; calcium ion binding.
AAUACGGUCCCGGAGGACUAUGGUGAUGGUGCAAUGUUUAGUUCUAAAAUAUGUAAAUUAGCUUUUAUAUGCUAUCCUUUGAUUUACAAAACCUUCGGCAGUAUUUCAUUGGUGCACUCUUUCCUGUCACCUCCCCCCGCACACUACAAAUUAAUGGACUAUUCCAUCACCAGGCUCGCUCACCUAAACUUUCUUGUUGCAAGGGGCGCUCAAAGUGCGACACAACGUUGAACACCGAGUGAAGGUUAGCACAGUAGCGGCUGUAAUGGGGCAAAACUCUCUAUGGAAAGUAGUUAAAAUAUUGACAACAACGCUUCCAGCGGUAACCUCCAUUUGAAGUUGAGUACCAGUUCGUUUAGAUAAAAUAGUAUUACGUUAUAACAAUUAGCUACCAACAGGUGCUCCAGUAUUGACAGAGCCAUUAUUAACGUUACACUAUUUAACUGACUUCCGGCGGAAAUUACACUUUGACGUGGUUUUUGUUGACGUUUUGCUAAUAUUAAGAUACAGCGGAACUAUUCGCAGCUUCUGCCGUUGGCCGGUGCUUAGGGGUUAACGCGCAGUCACCGUUGCUCCUUAGCAACGGCCCUAGCAACAACACAAAGAUUUCGUUGAGGAGCUAGCGUUAGCUCAUGGCAAUUUUGCACUAAAAAUGAGUUCAGGCAAGAAGAAAGUGAAUUUUACAAACACUCUACCACCUCUACCGGCAAGUCCAGCAAAGGUCAGAACAGAGCCAUGGAUGGAAACAAAGCCUUCAUUUAAGCUGUUUCCUCUACUCAGCCAGAAACCUCAAGGAGCUGAGGCAGCUGUGAAACAAGGUGUGUUGAGUGAGAAGGCAACCAGUAGACCAAGUGUAAAUAAUGGCAGACCCCAGAACCAGGUCAAGAGCAGAAUGGCACAACAGAUCCCUGGGACGUCCAAACGUUGCAGCGGUACUCGCAUACGGCACAAAGCGAAGCAAAUGGAUUUUCGUAGAACUCUGGUUAAAUUAGCAUGGCUGCAGGAGAACAAGGAAGAUGACGCUCACUAUGAAAUGAAAUAUGACUGCUUCAUCCAAAAAGGGCUAGACAUAGAGAAUGUGGUUCCCUUGCAAGAUUCUUGGCUGAAGAACAUUCAUGAAAUAGUCCCUUGCCACCUGAGGAGCCUGAGCACAUCGCUGGAGCAGCUGGUCGAUGAGAUCAAGGAGGACUAUUUGUUCAGCAUGAAAACAGCAAUCUUGAAAUACAUCUUGAGACAUCCAAUGACAUCUGACAAGGACAAAGAAAAAGAUCUGCCCCCUCACAGAUUUGAGUUGGAGAUUGUGCCAAAACCAUGGAAGAAAUCUUUUAUCCAGGCACAGAAGAGGAUGAAUGAAAAGCUUAACUCUUUCAACCCCACCAUGCGGCGAUUGCUGUACCUAUGGCACGACUCUUAUAUCCAUCUCCGUCUGAUAGAUGUAAAGGAGUUCCACAGCAGAGACGAGUCCUUUGAGCUCUCUAUGUUUGAGCAGAUGAUUACCGAACAAGUUGAUAAUGCCAGAGGAAUCCUCCUCAAAAACUGGGUUCCUGAAGUGCAAAACAUUUACUACCAGGCGUUCAGGCGCAAACUGAUGCCUUACACAAGCAACACAGCAAAACUUCAAUCUUUCCUCAACUGCGUGGCUGCACUGAUGACAACCCAGCUGCAGAGUCUUGUAAUAGAGUCGAUGAUGGACUAUACACACCUAAUUUCUCAAGACCUGCAUUCAGAUCGAGCCAGUAAGCACCCAGGCUUUGUUCUGCAUCUCAUCCUGGAGGACAGGGAAAUCAAGUAUGACCCCGACUUCCAAAUAUAUGAGGAGGCCCUUCUAAAUGUCUAUGAGCUUAUGCUCAGGUCUGUCAGCAUAGUGCCUCGUGUGGAAACCAAACUGUACCCUGAGUGGCCAAGCUACCCGUUUGGAAGCACCCUAAAGCCUAUCAUCCUUCCAGAGAUCCUUCAGGCCCAGCAGGACAAGGUGCGCAGGGUGUUCUGGGCUGAGUGUGUCAGGCCCAAGGAGUAUAUCCACGAGUAUGAUAAAUAUGCUGCACUGGUAUCGAAGCAGGCAGAGGAGGAUGUGGAGCAGUUCCUCAGUGAACAGCACUCGUUUCAGGAAAUUGUGGCAGAAGUUAAACACUACCAGCAGCUUGCUGACCAGAUCCAGUACACCCCAUGCAAGGUGGUACAUUUCGGCACGUUUGAGGUCCGGUCCCACAAAUUCAUCCACUCUCUUGUCAAGCGUGCUCAGGAACUACAGCAAAAACUGGUUACACGCAUGCUGCAGGACCAUCAGGACAUCAACAAGAAGCUCUGUGAUGAAUUUGAGAAGAUUUCAGAGAAGGCACUGAGCACACCACCUGAUACUCAAAAACUGAUGGAGCUUAAGGCCUACGUUAAUAAGGUGGAGACCACAGAGAUGCCACAGUUGGAGCAAAGAUUGGCAGACUCCAACAAACAAUUAUGUUACCUGAUAGACUUUGUCACCCUGUCGCCAGCUGAUAUGAAGCUUAACGCAGAAACCGUCCACUGGUUUAAACGCAUGCCAUCCAUCUUUAGAGAACACCAGAAGAUAGUUACUGAAAAGACAGAGCAAUAUCAGAGUGGCCUCAAGCUCUGCCGGGAACGCUUUGUAGAAGAACUGGAGAGCUACAGUGUACAGGUGGAGGAGUUUGUUUCCUUUGAUGAGCUGACGGAUCUCAGCAAGUACCUGAAGAAAGCCCAGGCCCUCAAUGCCAAACUGGAGUUAGCUAUGGAACAGAUUGAUGAUUUCAAUCAAGAAGAGGAGGCCUACGGCUGGUCUGUUUCCCAGUAUCCGCAACGUAAGAAGAUCCAGGACAAGUUGACACCCUUCCUGCGUCUGUAUGAGACAGCAACUGAAUUCCUAAACCAGUGCGAGCAUUGGCUCCAUGGACCACUCUCUGGUGUAAACCCAGACAAGGUAGAAGGUGAUGUUGGCAACUACUGGCGCACUCUAUACAAGCUGGAGAAAGGCUUCAGUGAAGUACCUAAUGCCCUUAACAUAGCCACUACUGUCAAGGCUAAGGUCGAAGUCUUCAAGGAACAUAUUCCUAUGAUUCAGGUACUGUGCAACCCAGGCCUGCGUACACGCCACUGGGAUGCCAUGUCAGAGUUGGCUGGCAUCUCCCUGGAAACAGCUGAUGGCCAGGCCUCUGUGGCUUACUUCCUAUCCAAGCACCUGGAACAGCAUCUGAGCAGCUUUGAAGGCAUCAGUGAGGCGGCCAGCAAGGAAUACUACCUGGAAAAGGCCAUGGAGAAAAUGGCCAGUGAAUGGAGUCACAUGGAGUUCAGCCUGCUUGCCUACCGAGAGACGGGUACCUCCAUCCUAUCUUCUGUGGAGGAAGUACAGAUGCUGUUAGAUGAUCAUAUUGUGAAGACACAGACUAUGAGGGGCUCACCCUUCAUUAAGCCUUUUGAGGUGGAAAUACGGGAAUGGGAAGGCAAAUUGCUGCUUCUCCAAGAGAUCCUGGAUGAAUGGUUAAAGGUACAGUCAACUUGGCUUUACCUGGAGCCUAUAUUUAGCUCACCAGACAUCAUGAUUCAGAUGCCUGAAGAGGCACGACGUUUCACAACUGUUGACAAAACAUGGAGAGACACCAUGAAACAAGUUUCCUUGGACAAGCACGUGUUGGCGGUGAUAGCAAUUGAAAAGAUGUUGGAGCGGCUUAAGAAGUCCAAUCAGUUACUGGAACUGAUCCUCAAAGGUCUUAAUAACUACUUGGAAAAGAAACGCCUCUAUUUUCCUCGGUUCUUCUUUUUAUCCAAUGAGGAGCUGCUGGAAAUCCUCUCUGAGACCAAAGACCCCACAAGGGUGCAGCCUCAUCUGAAGAAGUGCUUUGAAGGCAUUGCUAGUGUGGUGUUCACUGAUGUAUUGGAUAUCACCCACAUGAAGAGCAGUGAGGGUGAAAUGGUGCAGCUCCUCGAUAUCAUUUCCACAUCCAAAGCCAGGGGCCAGGUGGAGAAAUGGCUUCUAGAACUCGAGAAUGGCAUGAUUGCCUCCCUGCAUAAGGUAAUAGGACAUGCAAUUGAGGCAUAUCCCAAUGAGCUGAGGAUCAACUGGGUGCGUGCUUGGCCAGGCCAGACCGUGUUGUGUGUUUCACAGGUGUACUGGACAAAGAAUAUCCAUGAAGCUUUCAGUUCAGGACAGAAGGCCCUAGAUGCUUACUUGGAGCAGAACAAUAGACAGAUUGACGACAUUGUGGCACUGGUACGGGGAAAGCUGUCGAAGCAGAACCGGGUGACCCUUGGAGCCCUUGUUGUGCUUGACGUCCAUGCCAGGGAUGUUUUAGCUACACUGGUGCAAAAGGGAAUAAGUGAUGAGAAUGACUUUGAGUGGCUCAGCCAACUGCGCUACUACUGGGUGGAAAGCCACCUCCAGACCAAGAUGAUCAAUGCUGGUUUGCCUUAUGGCUACGAAUACCUGGGCAAUACUCCACGUCUGGUCAUUACCCCCCUCACUGACCGCUGCUAUCGCACUUUGUUUGGUGCCCUACACCUCCAUUUGGGAGGUGCCCCUGAGGGCCCAGCUGGUACAGGAAAAACAGAGACAACCAAAGACUUGGCCAAAGCUGUGGCCAAGCAGUGUGUGGUCUUCAACUGCUCUGAUGGACUGGACUACAUUGCUCUGGGCAAAUUCUUCAAAGGCCUUUUGUCCUGUGGUGCUUGGGCCUGCUUUGAUGAGUUUAACCGCAUUGACUUGGAGGUGCUGUCAGUGGUGGCUCAACAGAUUCUCACCAUACAGAGAGGAAUUGCUGCCCAUGCUGAAAUGCUGAUGUUUGAAGGCACAGAGCUAAAACUGGACCCCUCUUGUGCUGUGUUCAUCACAAUGAAUCCUGGCUACGCUGGACGCUCUGAGCUACCAGACAAUCUCAAGGCUUUGUUCAGGACUGUUGCUAUGAUGGUACCAGACUAUGCACUGAUCGCAGAAAUUGUGCUCUACUCGUGCGGCUUUGUGACCGCACGGCCUCUCUCAGUAAAAAUAGUGGCCACUUACCGACUUUGUUCAGAGCAGCUAUCGUCUCAGCAUCACUAUGACUACGGGAUGAGAGCCGUCAAGUCUGUGCUAACUGCUGCUGGAAACCUUAAGCUCACUUUUCCAGAGGAGAAUGAAGAUACCCUGUUGCUGAGAUCCAUUAUUGAUGUCAAUCUGCCAAAGUUCCUGGACCAUGAUCUGAAGCUAUUUGAGGGUAUCACCUCUGACCUCUUCCCGGGGGUCAAACUUCCAAAGCGAGACUACUGCAUUCUACUGGAGGCCAUUGAGGAAAACUGUCAGCGCAUGAACCUUCAAGUCACAGAAUUCUUCGCUGAGAAAAUCCUGCAAAUCUUUGAGAUGAUGAUAGUGAGGCAUGGCUUCAUGCUGGUGGGUGAGCCCUUUGGAGGAAAGACCAGUGCCUACCGUGUACUAGCAGCAGCGCUUCAUGAUGUCUUUGAAAAGGGUCUAAUGGAUGAGAACCAGGUACAGAUCACAGUAAUCAACCCCAAAUCCAUUACUAUGGGCCAGCUGUAUGGCCAGUUUGAUCCCAUCUCUCAUGAGUGGUCCGAUGGCAUCCUUGCCAUCAGCUAUAGAUCCUUUGCUGCCUCCCAGAGCCCUGACAGAAAAUGGCUUAUCUUUGAUGGCCCAGUGGAUGCUGUGUGGAUUGAGAAUAUGAACACAGUGCUCGAUGACAACAAGAAGCUGUGUCUGAUGAGUGGUGAGAUCAUUCAGAUGUCGCCACAAAUGAGCCUCAUCUUUGAGCCCAUGGACCUGGAGGUGGCAUCACCAGCCACGGUGUCUCGGUGUGGUAUGAUCUACAUGGAGCCCCAUAUGCUAGGCUGGCAGCCUCUCAUGCUGUCCUGGCUCAAUACAAUGCCAUCUACAGUCAAUGCAACGCACAAAGACCUCAUCACUGCCCUCUUCAACCGCAUACUGCCAGCCUGCCUCCAGCUCAUUCGAAAGGCCACCAAGGAACUGUCCCCGACCUCUGACACCAAUCUGGUGAAGUCCCUGAUGAAUCUCAUGGACUGCAUGAUGGAUGAGUUUCGUGAUGAAGCAAAGAUGAAGAAGAUGAAUGAGAACGAUACUUGCUCCUGGCUGGAGGGCAUCUUUGUGUUCUGCCUGGUGUGGUCAGUGGGUGCCAGCUGUGAUGAGUCAGGCAGGGUCAAAUUUGAUGGACUGGUAAGAGAAAUACUGAGUGGACCCUUAAGUGAGGAGACCAAGGCCCACCAUGGCAUUCUGGCCACUGUUGAGGCUCCUCCUAAACAGCUCACAGUUCCCUUACCCACUGAGGGAACAGUGUACCAGUAUCUCUUCAUUAAAGAGGGCCCAGGCAGGUGGGAGCUUUGGACAGAUAAGCUAAAGACCUCUCCCCCCAUAUGCAAGGACAUGCAGUUCAACGAGAUUAUUGUUCCCACGGAGAACACAGUACGCUAUAUGGCACUGAUGGAGCUCCUUGUCACUCACCAGAAGCCUACUAUUUUCAUCGGCCCCACUGGCACUGGCAAAAGUGUCUACAUUACAGACUUCUUGUUGAAUCAGCUGCAGAAGGAUGUGUACAGCCCAUUAUUUAUCAACUUUUCCGCCCAGACUACAGCUGCCCAAACCCAAAACAUUAUUAUGUCCAAGCUAGAUAAGCGUCGCAAAGGAGUGUUUGGCCCUCCCCUAGGGAAGAAAAUGGUGGUAUUCGUUGAUGAUGUGAACAUGCCAGCCAGGGAAGUUUAUGGUGCCCAGCCUCCUGUGGAGCUGCUGCGUCAGUGGCUAGACCACUGGAACUGGUAUGACUUGAACGACUGCUCCAUGAUCAACCUGGUGGAUAUCCAGACCAUAUGUGCUAUGGGACCACCUGGUGGGGGACGGAACCAUGUAACACCUCGGUACCUGCGUCACUUCAACGUAAUCACCAUUAAUGAUUUUAAUGAGAAGACCAUGUAUACAAUCUUCUCCAGGAUCAGUGACUGGCAUUUCACCAUACGGUUUUCCUUCCCCAACUCUUUUGCGGCCCUGACUUCUCAAAUCGUCAAUAGCACCUUGUCAGUGUACCAGGAGGCCACCAAGAAUUUGCUACCAACCCCCACAAAGUCCCAUUACUUGUUCAAUCUGCGUGAUGUCUCCCGGGUCAUCCAGGGCAUCUGCCUGUCGCGACCAGAGACUGCAGAUGAACCAUCUGUCAUUAAACGUCUCUGGAUCCAUGAGGUCCUCAGGGUAUACUACGAUCGACUGGUCCAUGACACAGAUCGGUCCUGGCUUGUUAACUAUUUACAGGUUGUGUCUCAGAAUCACAUGAAAGAAAACUUCCAUCAGCUCUUCCAGCACCUGGACCAGGACCAUGAUGGAAAGGUAACUGAGGAUGACCUGCGCAGCCUCAUGUUUUGCGACUUCCACGACCCCAAGGGUGAGGACCGCAGCUACCGCGAAGUACACAACCUAGAGCAGCUACGUCAGGUGGUGGAGUCACACCUGGAGGAGUUCAACAACGUCAGUAAAGCACCUAUGAAUCUGGUGCUCUUCCGUUUUGCCAUCGAGCAUGUGUGCCGCAUUUCCCGCAUCCUCAAACAGCCAAGUGGCCACGCCUUGCUGGUGGGGGUGGGUGGGAGUGGGCGUCAGUCUCUCACCCGUUUGGCUGCCUUCAUGGCAGAGGCUGAACUUUUCCACGUCGAAAUCUCCAAGACCUAUGGAACCACUGAAUGGCAUGACGACCUAAAGUUAAUCAUGAGGAAUUCUACACAGGGUGAAGCUCAUGGUGUCUUCCUUUUUACAGACACUCAAAUCAAAAUGGAGUCAUUCCUCGAGGACAUUGGCAACCUGCUCAACACUGGUGAGGUGCCUAACCUGUUUGCAGUUGACGAAAAGCAAGAAAUCUGUGAGCGAAUGCGUGUGCUGGACCGGCAGCGUGAACGUGACAAACAGACAGAUGGCAGCCCCUUGUCACUUUUCAACAUGUUUUUAGAGCGCUGUCGCACACAGCUCCAUGUGGUGUUGGCCAUGAGUCCCAUUGGAGACGCGUUCAGGGACCGCUUGAGACGUUUCCCUGCUCUCAUUAACUGUUGCACCAUUAACUGGUUCCAGACCUGGCCUGAGGAUGCCCUGCAGGCAGUGGCUUGCCGCUUCCUCGAGGACGUUGAGAUGACGGAUGAGGCUCGAGAAGGCUGCAUCAACAUGUGCAAGAGCUUCCACACCUCAACAAUAGAGCUGUCAGUCCGCUUUUUGAAUGAGCUGCAGCGCCACAACUACGUCACUCCAACCUCAUACCUUGAACUCAUUUCCACAUUUAAAGCCUUGCUGAAGACAAAAAGAGCUGAGGUGAUGAACCUGAAACGACGCUAUAAGGUUGGUCUCAAAAAGUUAGAGUCAGCGGCAGAUCAAGUGGCUAUGAUGCAAGUCGAACUAGAGGCUCUACAGCCACAGCUGCUUGUGGCUAGCAAAGAGGUAGAUGAAAUGAUGGUGGUGAUUGAACAUGAAUCUGUGGAGGUGGCUGAGACGGAGAAGGUGGUGAAAAUGGAUGAAGCUGUGGCCAACGAACAAGCAAUGGCUGCCAAGGCCAUCAAAGAUGAGUGUGAUGCAGAACUAGCUGAAGCCAUGCCGAUCCUAGAAGCAGCCCUGGCUGCACUGAAUACUCUCACCGUUCAGGAUGUCACAAUGGUGAAGUCGAUGAUAGCCCCGCCCACAGCUGUCAAGCUGGUUAUGGAGGCAAUUUGUAUUCUCAAAGGCAUCAAGCCAGAUCGUGUGCAGGAUCCAUCAGGCUCUGGUAAAAAAGUAGAGGACUUUUGGGGUCCAGCCAAGAAGCUUUUGGGAGACAUAAGGUUUCUCCAGAGCCUCCAUGAGUAUGACAAGGACAACAUCUCACCAAAUCUCAUCGCCAUUAUUCGCAAUAAGUACAUUAGCAACCCAGACUUUGUACCAGAGAAGAUUAGAACUGCAUCCGCUGCAGCUGAGGGCAUGUGUAAGUGGGUUUGUGCCAUGGACAAAUAUGACAAAGUGGCCAAGGUGGUUGCUCCAAAGAAAGAGAAGCUGGCACAGGCAGAGGGGGAACUGCAAGUGGCUAUGGAGGGCCUAAAGAAAAAACAGGCUGCCCUCAAAGAAGUCCAAGACAAGCUUGCUAAACUUCAGGAGACUUUGGAUGCUAAUAAAAACAAGAAAGCUGACCUGGAGAAUCAGGUGGAUCUGUGCAGUAAGAAACUAGAGCGAGCUGAGCAGCUGAUUGGAGGCUUGGGCGGAGAGAAGACUCGCUGGAAUGAAAUGGCCUUCAAUCUGGGAAAGCUCUAUGAUAACCUCACCGGCGACAUCCUCAUCUCAGCAGGCAUAGUGGCCUACCUGGGAGCCUUCACCUCCACCUACAGACAGAAACAGACAGAGGAGUGGAUGAAUCUUUGCAUAAGCAGAAAGAUCCCAUGCUCCUCCUCCAUGUCUCUCAUGAACUCGCUGGGCGAUCCCGUAAAGAUUCGUGCAUGGACCAUUGCUGGCCUACCAUCUGACAGUUUCUCCAUAGACAACGGUAUCAUAAUCUCUAACUCCAGGCGGUGGCCUCUGAUGAUCGAUCCCCAAGGCCAGGCUAACAAGUGGGUGAAAAACAUGGAGAAGGCCAACAGCUUGCAUAUUAUUAAACUGAGUGAUGCCGACUUUGUACGCACUCUGGAGAACUGCAUCCAAUUUGGCACACCAGUGCUGCUGGAGAAUGUUGGUGAGGAGUUGGACCCCAUCCUGGAGCCUCUGCUGCUUAGACAGACCUUUAAACAGGGUGGUGCCAUAUGUAUCCGUCUAGGAGAUUCAACUAUUGAAUAUGCUCCUGACUUUCGCUUCUACAUUACUACCAAGUUACGUAACCCCCACUACCUGCCUGAGACCUCUGUCAAGGUGACCCUGUUAAACUUCAUGAUCACCCCAGAGGGCAUCCAAGACCAGCUUCUUGGCAUUGUGGUGGCUCGGGAGAGACCCGACCUGGAAGAAGAGAAACAGGCUCUCAUUCUACAGGGUGCAGAGAAUAAAAGAAAACUGAAGGAGAUCGAGGACAAAAUCUUAGAGGUACUGUCCUCCUCUGAGGGAAACAUUUUAGAGGAUGAGUUAGCCGUCAAAAUUCUCUCCUGCUCCAAGGUGUUAGCCAAUGAAGUCACAGAGAAGCAGGCUGUGGCUGAGGUGACUGAGCAGAAGAUUGAUGAGACCCGCAUGGGCUACACACCUGUUGCUGUGCAUUCUGCCAUCUUGUUCUUCUCUAUUGCUGACCUGGCCAACAUUGAACCCAUGUACCAAUACUCCCUCACCUGGUUUAUUAACCUCUUCAUCAACUCCAUUGAUGGCUCAGACAAGAGUGAUGACUUGGAGCAGAGACUUCAAAUCCUGAGAGACCACUUUACCUACACACUAUAUGUCAAUGUGUGUCGCUCACUGUUUGAGAAGGAUAAGCUGCUCUUUUCCUUUUGCCUCAGUGUGAAUCUGCUCAUGCACAACAAGCUGGUGGAUGAGGGGGAGUGGCGCUUCCUUCUAACGGGUGGUGUGGGCCUGGACAAUCCAUGCUCUAAUCCCUGCACCUGGCUCCCCAAGAAGUCUUGGGACGAGAUAUGCCGCCUGGAUGAGAUGGAAUCUUUCAAAGGUGUGCGUCAUGACAUGGCUGUCCUCAGAAAUGAGUGGAAACAGGUCUAUGACAGCCCGAACCCCCAUCAGACUCCCUUUCCUGAAAAAUGGCAGGAGAAGCUGAGCCAAUUUCAGAAGAUGCUUUUGAUUCGUUGCCUCAGACCGGACAAGAUUAUUCCCAUGGUGCAGGAGUUUGUUUCAGACAGUUUGGGCCGUCCCUUCAUUGAAGCACCACCCUUCAACCUAAGUAAGGCCUUUGUUGAUAGCCACUGCUGUGCCCCCCUCAUCUUCAUCCUCUCCCCCGGCUCAGACCCCAUGGCUGCUUUGCUCAAAUUUGGAGAUGAAAAGGGUUUUACUGGUAACAAGCUGACCUCCCUCUCUCUGGGCCAAGGCCAGGGUCCUAUUGCUAUGCGUAUGAUUCAGACAGGCAUUACAGAUGGCACUUGGGUGGUUCUUCAGAAUUGCCACUUGGCCACUUCAUGGAUGUCAACAUUGGAGAGAGUUUGUGAGGGCCUGAGCCCAGAUACCACCCACCCAGACUUUAGAUUGUGGCUGACGAGCUACCCAUCUCCCACUUUCCCCGUGGCGGUGCUCCAGAAUGGGGUGAAGAUGACCAACGAGGCUCCCAAGGGCCUUCGCUCUAACAUCGCACGCUCCUUCUUAAUGGACCCCAUCUCUGACCCAGAGUUUUUUGGCAGUUGUAGCAAGCCGGCUGUGUUCAAGAAACUACUGUAUGGCCUGUGUUUCUUCCACGCCUUGACCCAGGAGAGAAGGAAGUUUGGACCUUUAGGCUGGAACAUUCCAUACGAGUUCAAUGAGACCGACCUCCGAAUUUCUGUGCAGCAGCUACACAUGUUCCUGGAACAGUACCAGGAAAUACCAUUUGAUGCUCUCCGCUACAUGACUGGUGAGUGUAACUAUGGAGGGCGUGUGACAGAUGACUGGGACAGACGAACCCUGCGCACGAUUCUGUCCAUCUUUUACACCUCAAAGAUCACCGAGGACCCUGACUAUAAGUUUGACCCCAGUGGGCUGUACUACGCACCAGCGGAGGGAGAUUACAACAGCUAUAUAGAAUACACCAAGUCACUGCCACUCAACCCAUCGCCAGAAAUUUUUGGCAUGAACGCCAACGCGGAUAUCACCAAGGAUCAGGCUGAGACACAACUGCUGUUUAACAGCAUCUUGCUCACACAGUCCCGCUCUUCAGGCGGAGAUGCCAAAUCCUCAGAUGACAUGGUCUUAGAUGUGGCAGCUGACAUCCUGAGCAAGCUGCCUGGAGACUUUGACUUGGAGGCAGCAAUGAGAAGCUUUCCUACCAGCUACAAUCAGAGCAUGAACACGGUGCUGGUGCAGGAGAUGGGCCGCUUCAACAACCUGCUCCGCACCAUCCGAGACUCCUGCAUCAACAUUCAGAAGGCCAUAAAGGGCCUGGUAGUGAUGUCUGCAGAGCUGGAGGAGGUGGUCAGCAGCAUCCUGACAGGUCGCAUUCCAGGCAUGUGGAUGAAGAAGUCCUACCCCAGCCUCAAGCCACUGGGAAGCUACGUCAACGACUUCCUAGAACGACUCAAGUUCUUACAGGACUGGUGUGAUAAGGGUACACCUGCUGUAUUUUGGAUAUCAGGAUUCUUCUUCACCCAGGCCUUCCUCACAGGCAGCCAGCAGAACUAUGCCAGGAAACACACCAUCCCAAUUGACCUGCUCGGCUUUGACUUUGAGGUCCUGGAUGAGAGACAAUACAAACGGCCUCCAGAGGAUGGUGUGUACAUCAGAGGUCUGUUCCUUGAUGGGGCCCGCUGGGACAGAAAGACCAAACUUCUCGCUGAGUCCUACCCUAAAGUGCUGCAUGAUCCUAUGCCUGUGAUGUGGUUGAAGCCCAUGAAGCGACAGGACAUUCCCAAGAGGAUGUGCUAUGUGGUGCCUGUCUACAAGACAAGCGAGCGGCGUGGCACUCUGUCCACCACUGGACACUCCACCAAUUAUGUCAUUGCCAUGACGCUCAACUCCGACAUUCCUGCUGAGCACUGGAUCAGACGAGGGGUCGCACUGCUGUGUCAGCUCAGCUCUUAGUCUCUGGUUUUACACCUGAGCCCAUUUUAUAUUCCAACAUUUAAUUAAAAAAAAAAAAAAAAAAAAAAA